Messenger RNA from Asparagus officinalis (garden asparagus), 3497 nucleotides. Its product is annotated as UDP-N-acetylmuramoyl-L-alanyl-D-glutamate--2,6-diaminopimelate ligase-like. Bases 1462 to 3339 code for a protein of 625 amino acids. Gene Ontology annotation, molecular function: tetrahydrofolylpolyglutamate synthase activity; ATP binding. Gene Ontology annotation, biological process: cell division; regulation of cell shape; folic acid-containing compound biosynthetic process. Lineage: Eukaryota; Viridiplantae; Streptophyta; Magnoliopsida; Asparagales; Asparagaceae. The record is from RefSeq and is a predicted model, not a curated record. The transcript is spliced from 4 exons. Gene Ontology annotation, cellular component: cytoplasm.
CCAAUUCCGCAGGCGAGAUCUGUUCAAGCCCUCGCCUGCAGGUGAGCUUCUCAGCUCCGAUCUCAGGUAUCUCAGGUGAGUCCUUCUCGCCAAAUCUACAGGUUAAGCUUCAUUUAACUGUAUGUGCACAAAUGCUAUAUAUAAGGUGAAAUGAGACAGAUAUUUACCAAUUGUAAGAGGUUAAACUUCAUAUAAUCUGUGCCUAGAUGGCCAAGUUACUAUCUACACAAAUUUCAAUGAGAUUAAACAAACUCAUUGAAAUAGUAAUUAAAAGGCGAAGGUUCCUUAUUGAUAAAUUUUACUUGACUACAUGUUCAUUUAUAUCUUGUAUACAUUUGAAAUUACAACAUGCUUUAAUGAUUAUCUGAAUAUUGUGGUUACAUUACUACCAGUUACCCUUCCAUUUGAUACUAUUUCAUGAACAGCUCCAUCAGUGCAAAGGAGCUGAAAACAUAGACCAGGUUUCAAUGUCAAUGAAGGUCCUGAACCAAGAGAGUAACCUCAUGUUUACAAAGAAUCAAUAAAAGAGGUUUUCCAUAUUUAAUGCCGAAAAUAUUAUUCAUUUUAUCAUUUUCAUAUGAAUAUUUGAGACCUUGAUAUUUUCAAGUAGUUAGUAAACUUCCGCCCUAAAACAAUCUACCUAAAUUAAACUAAACUAGAUACAUUCAAUAUAGAAAAAUACACUCAGUAUAUAGGUAAGCAUCUGGUUGAUAGAGAGAUGGAUUUUUGGCCUAAUUAAACUUAGAGCUGUGCAGCAAAUGGAGAAAAUAAUCAUAGUAUACCAUUGUGAUAUUCUGUAUAUAUGUGGCAAGUUCAGGGAUAGUGCACUCGCUUAUAAUUUCUUUAGUAUUAUAUCGAUUAUUUACAUCAACUUUUGUCUUACAUCUUUUAAACUAUUUGCUUUUUUUAUGAGCAAUUAUUUCCCUUUAAUAGAAUUUUAUCCUUGUCAGGGGGGCAAAAGAUCUAUAAUACUGUUUUGCAUGUAACCUAAUAUUAUUAAUAGCUUUUAUCCCUUUCUGUUCAAUUAUUCUCUCUACUUUUGAAUUAAUUUUGAUUAUUACUCAAAAACACACACAAGUGAUACAUUCAUCAAGUGAGAAAGAGGAAGAAGAAAAGAAAGAGAAUAGCCACAAGGUGCAGCUUUGGCCUUUAGUGUAUAAUUUUGGUUGUUUGUUAAGACAUUAUAUGUAGUACACAAAAUUAUUGAUAUAGCAGGCUUUAUCAAUUGCCAUGAUAAUGUCCUAUAUAUUUGGUCUGUAAACACUUUUUGAAAUAUCUAUAUGUGAAGCAUUCAAUUAUUGUUUUUUUACAACUUUUCUCAUCAUGUUCUCCAAUUAUAAAAAAAGGAAAGAAGAAAAAUGGGAUCAAUUAAUCAAUUUGUGGUGCUAUUAAUACACUUGUUUCCCAACUGAAAUUAACCAACUCUUAAUUUUUCCCUCCACGUCGCCUCAAAUCAAAUCAAUGGUUCUUCCUACUGUUUGUUUCUCUUCUUCCUUCUCCUUCCCCAACUAUUCAACAUCUCCACCACUUAUCUUCUCGGCUCCUCUCCAUUCUCCUCCCUUCCCGAAACCGAGACAAAGCAUCUCCAAUCUUCGACAUUUCUCCACUGCUCGCAAUAUCCAGAAAUCCUUCUCAUUGCCACAUGAUGAUCUGGGUAUUGCCUGUUCAUGUCCAAGCAAGCCAAUUAUGUCCUCAAAAUCCAAGCUCGAUGCUCAUGAAGAAGAGAGCUCAAGACCAAAUUUCAAAAUGACACUAUCUGAGCUCUUGAACAAGACCAGAAUCACACCCGUAUCAGUUUCUGGCAAUUUAGACAUAUCGAUCACAGGAAUCCAUCAUGAUUCAAGGGAGGUAACUUAUGGAGAUCUCUACAUUUGCUGUCAUGGGUCUAAAACUGAUGGUCAUAUGUACAUCACUGAAGCCAUUCAAAGAGGAGCCUCAGCUAUACUUGCAGAUAAACACCUUGAAUUUGAACAGAUGUCAAACUGUAAAGCUAUAGUUACAGUCGAAGACACAAAUUUAAUCCUCCCUCUAGUUGCUGCAACAUUCUACAGGCAUCCAUCAAAGAAUCUAUCAGUAAUCGGGAUUACUGGAACAAAUGGAAAGACGACAACAACCCAAUUGGUAAAAUCUAUAAUCGAGGCAACAGGAUCAAGAGCUGGGACUUUGGGCACUCUCGGUUAUUCCAUUUGUGGCGAUAACCAAAUCGAAGAAGCUCCUAAUACUACUCCUGAUGCUGUGUCAGUCCAAAAAUUGAUGGCAAAAAUGAUGCAUAACAGUUCAAAUGCGGUUGUAAUGGAGGUUUCAUCUCAUGGAUUAGCACUUGGAAGAUGCAAUGAGAUUGAUUUUGAUAUCGCCGUGUUCACUAACUUAACAAGAGAUCAUUUAGACUUCCAUGGGACUGAAGAGGAAUAUAGAAAUUGCAAGGGGAAGCUCUUUGCAAAAAUGGUUGAUCCAAAAAAGCAUAGAAAAGUUGUGAACUUGGAUGAUCCAAAUGCUGAUUAUUUCAUAGAGCAAGGGAAUGCUAAUGUGCCUCUUGUGACCUUUGCAAUGGAGAAUAAAGAAGCCGACGUGAAGCCGUUAAAAUGUGAGUUCUCAUUGUUGAAGACUAAGGUUUUGGUUGAUACACCGAAGGGGGUAAUUGAGAUCAGUUCAAAGAUUAUUGGGAGGUAUAACGUGUAUAAUAUGCUUGCUUCUGUGGCGGUUGGAAUUUCAUUGGAUGUGCCGUUGGAGGCGAUUGUGAGAGGGAUUGAAGGCGUUGAAGGAGUUUCUGGUCGAUGUGAGUUGAUCGAUGAGGGCCAAGCAUUUGCUGUGAUUGUUGAUUAUGCUCAUACUCCUGAUGCUCUAUCGAGACUUCUUGAUGCUGCGAGAGAACUGAAUCCAAGAAGAAUUAUUACCGUAUUUGGCUGCGGCGGUGAAAGAGACAAAGGAAAGAGGCCAUUAAUGACAAAAAUAGCAGCCGAAAAGAGCGAUAUUGCUAUUCUGACAUCAGACAAUCCAAGGAAAGAAGAUCCAUUGGACAUCUUGGACGAUAUGUUGGCUGGUAUUGGGAGAACAAUGGAAGAUUAUUUAUCACGUGGUGAAAACGAAAACAACCAACCUCUUCAAAAUGGCUGUAGGGUUCUUGUGCAUGAAAUCAGAAGAGUGGCCCUACAAGCUGCCAUCUCCAUGGGAGAGGAAGGUGAUAUAGUGGUUGUUGCUGGCAAAGGUCACGAAACAUAUCAAAUCGAAGGCGAUAAAAAAAGACAUUUUGACGACAGAGAAGAAUGCAGACAAGCGAUUCUUUAUAUCAACGAGCUCCGUGAAGCAGGAAUAGAUACCACUGGGUUUCCAUGGCAAUAAGAAGCUUUUUACAUGAAUAUAUAGAAUGUUGAGCUGUAAUUGGUCAAAUGUAUAUUUUGUAUGUAAAGUACUCCCUACUUCUGAAAUGUACUGUCUGUGCCUUCACAGAUUUCAGUUAUGUUUUUAUUAUUAUAUAUAAAUAAAAUUAUGAUAAUAGA